GGGACUUCUGAGUUGUACUCGGCACGAGCGGUGCUGGAGGGUGGCAGUUGAAUAAAGGUCUUCAAAAACGCAACAACUGGCGACGAGCGUCCAGCCACGCGAGCCCCGUCGAAGAGUCGCCCGCCGCACUACUCUCCGGUGACGCCGCGACGCCAUGGCGACCCUCGGUCGAAUUGAACCGUUCGACGAAGCGGGCACGGACUGGCCAACCUACAUCGAGCGACUCGACCAGUUUUUCGUCGCAAACGACGUCAAACCAGAAAGGCAAGUGGCAGCGUUCCUAAGCCUCAUUGGCGCGAAGACGUACGCUCUGCUAAAGAGUUUGGUGGCGCCGGACAUCCCGGCUAGCAAGUCGUACAUCGAGCUGGUAGCCAUAUUGCGAGAGCACCUGUCGCCGAAGCCUCUUGUCAUCGCGGAACGCUUCCGUUUUCACAAAAGAAACCAAAACGAGAAUGAAAGUAUCCUCGAGUUCGUAGCCGAGCUGAAAAAGUUGGCGCAGACAUGUGAAUUCGGCGGCACUUUGAACGAAGCCUUACGUGACCGCAUGGUAUGCGGCAUUAUCAGCGACUCCAUUCAAAAGCGACUGUUGUCGGAAGCUGGCCUGACGUUUAAGAAGGCGCUAGAAAUCGCAGUGGCGAUGGAAGCCGCCUCCGCGAACGCACAAGUUUUACAUUGCCGGAGCGCGGACGCCGAGGUGCUUAAGGUGGACCAAAACAAGUCCGAAUGCAAGCACUGCGGACUUACGAAUCACACAGCAAUUAACUGCAGGUGGAAAGGCUUAGACUGUCGUAGGUGCGGAAGACGCGGACACCUUGAAAGAGUGUGCAGGAGCCAGCAGUCCGGGCCAGCAGCUUCUCAGCAUCGCGGAGCACCGACACGAGGCCGGAGGAAUCAAGGGGAAAAAGUUAAGACGCUGAACGUCGACACGGAAGACGAGGUCGAGAUGUUCGAGCUUCGGGGGACACGUCCGCGGCCUCUGCAAGUAACAGUGAAGGUGAACACGAUUCCGCUGACGAUGGAAGUAGACACCGGGGCGGCGGUGUCGGUACUCCCGUUAGACCUGUACAAGACAAGGUUUCCCAAUCUAGUGAAGGGAAGAAGUGGAGUCGUCCUUCGAGCAUUUACCGGUAAAAAGGUGAAGCCGGUAGGAGAGGCACAGGUUGAAGUGGAGUACCAAGACCAGGUUCACAAGUUACCGCUGCAGAUUGUGGACUUCAAGGGUCCCCCGCUUUUGGGACGUGACUGGCUGGAGGUGCUGAGGCUCGACUGGACAAGCAUCAAGGCUGUCCAGUGCUUGGAGAAGGGGAGCAAGGAACAAGUCGACACGCUUUUGAAGGACUUUGCUCAGGUGUUCUCAGACGAUCUGGGCCGUCUUCAGGGGUUUGAAGCUCACCUCAAGCUGAAGAGUGGGCACACUCCAAAGUUCCUCAAGCCAAGACCAGUGCCCCACGCCCUGAAGGAAGCUGUCUCUAAAGAACUGAUGGCACUGAAGGAGGCGGGGAUCCUGACCCCGGUGGACAGCAGCGAGUUUGCAUCGCCCAUCGUGCCGGUCGUCAAAAAGAAUGGAGACAUAAGAAUCUGCGGCGACUACAAGUCAACAAUCAACCCGUGCUUGGAGGUCGACAACUAUCCGCUCCCCAGGAUAGAAGAGAUGUUUGCAACGCUGGCAGGAGGGAAGUUUUUCUCAAAGCUGGACCUGUCAAAAGCCUACCUACAGCUGGAGAUGCAUCCUGCAGCGCGGAAGUACCUCACCAUCAACACCCAGUUGGGGCUGUUCCAAGUGAACCGUCUUCCCUUCGGCAUAGCAUCUGCACCCUCCAUUUUUCAAAGAACUAUGGAUCAAGUGCUUCAAGGGCUGCCGCAGACCACCUGCUACCUGGACGACAUCCUGGUGACUGGCAGAACGAAGGAAAAUCCUAGGCCCAACGACCGGGAUCCCUACAAUGACAGCAGCGAGGCUCCAGAGGUGGGCCUGUCAGCUAGCCGCACACCGCUACACAAUCGUCCACCGGUCUUCCGAGGAAAAUGCCAAUGCAGACUGCUUGUCAAGACUCCCAAAAGCAACGGACAACCCCAACACAGACGCCGUCGACGAAACGUUCGCCUUCUACUGAACACCCGGCACCCGACAACAAGAGAGUCUCCGGCCCAGUUGAUGCUACAGCGGCAUCUUCGCACCAGACUGGACCUCCUGAAACCAUCAGUUGCAGACUGUGUGGCCAGCGCACACUACCGCCAACAGCGGCAACACCCAGGACAAGAGCGGGCUUUCACUGCAGGAGACCAAGUCUAUGCCAGAGAUUAUCGAAGUGGUCACAAGUGGCAGCCAGGAACAGUCGCUGCCCAAACUGGUCCAGUGUCUUUCCAAGUGCAAGUCUCCCCGGGACGGGUGUGGCGAAGGCAUCAGGACCAGUUGCUCCGAGCACCGUCGCAAGACUCCGGACCUUCAGAGUCUCGUCCAGACGAAGCGGGAGGGGUGUCUGCCACGGCUUGGACAGACAGCACACCGGAAGACAGCGCAGGCGACAGGCGCCUUCCACAGGCCUCUUUGCCUGCACCAUCCGAAGUCCCGAGGCCAAGAAGUAACACCCAGGAUGCUGAGACGCUCAUGGAUGCAGAUAAUAGUGACGGAGAGCGACGGUAUCCCGUGCGAGAUCGGCGCAAGCCUCAAAGGCUAAUAGAAGAAUGAAAAAAAAAAAAAAAAAAAGCGACGGACUUUUCUAAACUAUUUACUGUUAAUGGCCGGAUGUUACCAGCUGGGUAUGUUUGUUUAAAAAGGAGGGGAAAGAUGUGGUGUCCAGAGGGCACUACGAGCGCGGGGGCGGUAGCCGGGCAAAAGAAAACCUGGUGCGUAUGG
Molecule: messenger RNA, 2857 nt
Organism: Ixodes scapularis (black-legged tick)
Lineage: Eukaryota; Metazoa; Arthropoda; Arachnida; Ixodida; Ixodidae
Exons: 3
Coding region: 155-2689 (844 amino acids)
Biological process (GO): proteolysis
Molecular function (GO): nucleic acid binding; zinc ion binding; aspartic-type endopeptidase activity
Source: RefSeq, a predicted model, not a curated record